This is a messenger RNA of Grammomys surdaster, 3179 nucleotides long. Its product is annotated as zinc finger protein 709-like. Gene Ontology annotation, biological process: regulation of transcription by RNA polymerase II. The transcript is spliced from 4 exons. Bases 99 to 1517 code for a protein of 472 amino acids. The record is from RefSeq and is a predicted model, not a curated record. Lineage: Eukaryota; Metazoa; Chordata; Mammalia; Rodentia; Muridae. Gene Ontology annotation, cellular component: nucleus. Gene Ontology annotation, molecular function: RNA polymerase II transcription regulatory region sequence-specific DNA binding; DNA-binding transcription factor activity, RNA polymerase II-specific.
GGCGGGGAAGCGGAGGAGGAGCGGUGCGUGCGACCCCCUUCGCUGUGGCCUCCGCGGUCCCGAGCUGAGGGGGACGUGGGCGAGCUCGGAGCCGCGCGAUGGUCUCAGUGAGCUUUGAGGAUGUGGCUGUGCAGUUCACCCAGGACGAGUGGGCUUUGCUGGACCCUUCCCAGAGGAGUCUGUACAGAGAUGUGAUGCUGGAGACCUGCAGGAGCCUCGCUGCCAUAGGACACAAAUGGGAAGACCAGAAUUUGGAAGACCAUUAUAUAAAUCCUGGAAGAAAUCUGAGAAGUCACAUGUUUCAGACCUUCGCUGAGAAUGAAGGUGGUGAUCAAGAUGCAGAAAACUUGACUUGGAAACCAAAACUCAGUAUGAACACGAGAAGUCCCACUGGGUUAGCCCCAUGGGAUCACAGUGUGUGGGGAAAGGCUUCCCCAAGUCAUUUGUCCUCUAGGCGUACCACACCUCACUCCCAGUGUGAUGCACAUGAGCAGGAGAGAUAUGUGACCAAGCAGUAUAACUCGGAUUCUCUGAGAACCUUCCAGCGGUACAUGAGAACUCACGUUGUGAAUGGGCCAUGUGAAUGUGAAGUAUGCUUAAAAUACUUUGGUUUUCCAGGUACAUUGGAAACACAUCAGGAAACUCAUAGUGGAAACAAUCCCUGUCACUACAAGGAAUAUAGAAAGACCUCUGUGGAUAUUAGUUCACUGUGCGCACAUGGAGGAACUCUUGCUGUGGGAAAAUGUUAUGAGUGUAACCAAUGUGGGAAGUCUCUGAGUUCUUAUAGUUCACUUCGAAGACAUGAAAGAAUCCAUACUGAGAAAAAGCCAUAUAAAUGCAAACAGUGCGGGAAAGCCUUUCGAUACCACAGUUACCUUCACUUACAUGAAAGAAUUCACACUGGAGAGAAGCCCUAUGAAUGUAAACGAUGUGGGAAAGCAUUUAUAUUUCCUGGUGCCUUGCAGGUACAUGAAAAGAUUCAUACUGGAGAAAAACGUCAUGAAUGCAAACACUGUGGGAAAGCCUUUAGACGGCACAGUGAUCUUCAAGUUCAUGAAAAAAUUCAUACAGGGGAAAAACCCUACAUAUGUAAACAGUGUGGUAGAGCUUUUAGACUUAACAGCCAUCGUCAGAGACAUGAACAAACCCAUACUGAAGACAGACCCUUUAUAUGUAAACAGUGUGGCAGAUCUUUUGAAUGUUACAGUAAUCUUGAGUUACAUGAAAAAAUUCAUACUGGAGACAGACCUUUUGUUUGUACAGAAUGUGGCAAAGCUUUUGGAUGUUACAGUAACCUACAAUUACAUGAAAAAAUUCAUACUGGAGACAGACCCUUUGUAUGUAAAGAAUGUGGUAAAGCUUUCAUAUGUCACGGUCAUCUUCAGAGGCACGAAACAACCCACACUGGAGAAAAACCCUAUGGAUGUAAACAGUGUGGCAAAGCCUUCAGUCGCAACAGUCAUCUUCAAAGACAUGAAAGAACUCACACGCAAAUGUCUACAUGCCCCAGAAAAUGAUUCCACCAAAGUCCAGCUAGGCAAAACAGUGGCUGUAUUAGGAUUACUUCUAGGACCGUGGACAACUUACAGCUGCAUCUUCAAAAUGCUACCCUAGCCUGAGUAAUCACAGGAACUACCACUCUGGGGAUCUCUGCAAAGCUUGUAAGCAGCUAGCUCAUCUGACGGGAAAGUCUCUUCUCUCAGCAAUUAUUUACUGCUUUUGUAACCUUUGAAGAAGACCUUGUAAAUCUUUUAAGGCUUAGUUUUCUGCAGUUUGUUAGUUGUUUACUUCCCAAGUCUCCAGCCUCCUCGUUUGAAGUCAAAGGAAAUUGUUAGCAGUCUAUCUUGCUGUUACAUUUUGUAGUGUUUUGAACCUUGGCGGGGUGGUAUAAACGGCCAGCUAUGACUGAGCAUUGAGAUCCUGUACCACAGCCCUCAUUUAGCGGCUUCACCAGUAGCUGUGGGCUCUUAGCCACCAAGGUCUUACCAUCUAGUUUUGGUGUGAAACCAGGAGCAGUGAUAGUAACCAUUAUGGUUGUACCUCGGGGGUCUCCUUGGCCAACAAAUUAAAGCAGGUAUCUCAUUCUUGGCAUUGGGAUUUUAUUUAGCACCCACUAUGAGUGCCCUCCCCAUAUAGAAUGCCUUCAUUACUUAAACAGUUUAGCUGUUAAUAACCCACUUUGAAAAAAAAAAUCUAGCCUCAGUGGAUGUAUAAGUGAAGAAGAUGUAUGGUUGCACCUGGCUGUCGGUGGACUGGUUCUGUGCAUCCUGGUUAAUGGCUGUCCUUGUCUCUCACUCUUCUGCUGGUUCCUAUACAUAACACUGAAUUGGGUAGGACCUUUAUGCAUGGAAAUGCUUAUAAGAGGCCUGUGGCAGUGUCCACAUAGGCGAGAGCUCAUUUACACUCCUCACUGAUAAGUAUAGGGACCGUUUAGUGUCUCAGUCCCUCAUGGGGCAAGAUGACUUCCCAUCAUAGCAUUGAUCAAGGCCACAAUCAAGAACAGGCCUAUGGUGAGACCUUUUGCUUUUGGGCUAGGAUAUAAAGAUACCUUAGGAGAAAACUCUCCUGCUCAGAAGUGUUUUCUUCUUAACUGGUCAGUGUGUCUAUUGCUGUGAGGUGGCUGCUGCCACAGUCCUCCACAUACACCUUUUGGCCUUCCAACAUGCACACAGUAGAAGCAACUCUUCAAGAAUUUUUCCAGGUCUUUACUGCCAGAGUGAGACGACUCAGGCAUCCAGUUUCACAGACUGAACAGCUACUGGUCAGCCCAUCACACAGCCAUUAUUGAACUAACCAGCCCCACUCUAUAAGCUCUCCUGCCGAAUCCCCUUCCGUUACAUACAUACAAUCUAUUCAUCUGCUCUCUACAGAGUCCUUUGUAAAAUGACUUGGUACAGAAAGGGCUGUAAAGAAACAGAAUUGAUGGUUAGUGAUGUAGUUCUUUUGGCACAAUUCUUCUGAGUAUGCACAAACAUCUGGAUGGGGUCCUGUGGACCAAAUUUACCAGGUAGAAAUAAAUGCCUUUAAGGAAAAGCAAUUUUUAAGUGCUUGUUACAAAAAGGACUUAAACCUCAAGCUGGUUUAGUUUUAUUGGAAAACAAAAGUCUCCAAGACUGUUCGUGUUUCCUGUCAUUGCUGGUAUAUCAGAAUUCUAUUAAAAUUAACAUGUUUGCUAUUUA